CCAACAUCACCUCAACCCUCCAUUUGCUCAUCCCCUAUUUGAGUAUGAACACACUUUUUCCUAUAUCACAAAGGAACUUUAAUACGGUACAUUAUUGCCCCAGCCUCUCACUCUCACAUCCAUCACAUAUUGGACAGACUGGUCAAAGCAUGAAACUGUGACUUGCAGCUGCCCGUCCCAAACAACUUCUCACCUCAUCCAGGAUGUCCUUAUUGAUAGUAUGCCUCUGGGCAGUGCUCAUGUUGUCCCUACCUCGUCCCAGUUGCCAAUCAUGCACCAUCGGCUCAGCCAAUGAGUGCAAAGAGGCAGAAUUUGCUCCUGGAACCAACCUAGCAGGGGAAGGCUUCGACAUCACCAAAAUGAAACGCAAAGGAGCCUUUGUCAUUGACAUGAAUGUGUGGAAACGCAAAGACAAGACAUGCACCCUCUGUAAGAAUCCCUAUCUGGAAGGGAAAAAACAGAGGCUUCCUUUGGCCGUGGUGGAUUGGAGACCAAACCACCAGUGUAGUAUGAAAGUGUCCAGUAAACUCCAUCGCUCCAGUGAGUCUCUCGUCAGCGCCAGCAGCUCUGCUGUGGAGAAUAACUGGCAGGUCAAUCUAGAGUUAGAGAAGGGAUCAAAAAGUGGGAAGAUGAUGUUCGCUGGAACCAACUCCAAAUUGGCUGAGUACUCCAUGGAGAAAACCAAGAGUGACAAGUUCAGUUUCACAAGCCACGGUGUGUCCUGCGGGUAUUACAGCUAUAGAGUAUCAGGCCAGCCCAAGUUACACAGAGAAUUCAAGACAGCAGUGAAGAAUCUCCCCAAAAUAUAUCAACAAGAAAACAAACAACGUUAUUACAAGCUUAUUGAUAACUUUGGCACCCAUUACAUUACCAAGGUGAGCCUGGGUGGAACGGUGCAGUCUGUGACCAGUAUUAUGCAGUGCCAGGCCAGCCUGCAGGGUCUCAGUGCAGAGGAGGUGAAGAUGUGUCUGGAUGUGGAGGCGUCUGCCAGUGUGGGUGACGGCAACAGCUUGAAGACUGAGUACAAGCACUGUCAGGAGGAUAAGUCUAAGACAGAGAGCAAGGCCAGCUUCUCCAGUGUCUUCAAUGAUAGGUUCACAGAGGUGAAGGGUGGCCACACCACAGAACCAGAACUACUCUUCUCUGCUGAUAAAGAUCCCUCCUCCUACAAGGAAUGGCUGAACUCCCUACCACUCUAUCCGGACAUCAUCUCCUAUUCGCUGGAAUCUCUACAUGAGUUGCUGCCCACCACCAACCCAGCUCGGAAGCACCUGCGCAAGGCCAUCAGCGACUACAUCCUGGAGAAGGCCUUGUGGAAGAACUGUUCUGAACCCUGUCAAACUGGCAUCAAAAGUGACUACAAAGACUCCUGCGUCUGCAGCUGCCACAACAACCCCGGGGUGAGCGUCGACUGCUGCCCCACCCGCAAGGGCCUGGCGCGGGUGGUCAUCACUGUUCAGAGAGGGGCCAACUUGUGGGGAGACCACACCACUGCCACUGACGGCUACGUGAAGGUAGCUUUCGCAGGCCAGACGAUCGGACGCACUACAGUUAUCUACAACAACAACAACCCCAGCUGGUCAAUGAGCUAUGACCUAGGAAACGUGGAUCUGUCAACCAGUAAGAAGCUGAGAUUUGAGGUGUGGGACGAGGACGACAAAUGGAACGACGACCUGUUAGGAGAAUGUGAGAAGGAGCUGACAGCCGGGGUGAAGGAGGAUCUCUGCAACCUCCAGCAUGGCCAAAUGUUCUACAAGUGGGAGGCGGUGUGUGCCCCCAGUCUGGGUGGCUCCUCCUGUAUGGACUAUGUGCCCUCCCCUAUGAAUCCCCACCUGGAGAAGGUGUAUGUGUCUCGCCACUCCCGUCUCAUUCCAAAGGACAUGCUGGUGAGUAUGGGAGUGUUGGUGGACGGACCCAAUCUCCAUGCCAACAAGAGCCUCAGUACAGGGAGCAGAGAGUGUGGCAGAUUUUAGAGGUAUGCAUGGUGACCCAUGUCAAAACCCCAGGUAGAUUUCUCCAACCUUCUCAAUAAAAUAAUAAAAUAAAUAUUUUGGUUGAAAAAU
This is a messenger RNA of Coregonus clupeaformis (lake whitefish), 2063 nucleotides long. RefSeq names its product perforin-1. The transcript is spliced from 5 exons. Gene Ontology annotation, molecular function: pore-forming activity; calcium ion binding. The record is from RefSeq and is a predicted model, not a curated record. NCBI's taxonomy places the organism in Eukaryota, Metazoa, Chordata, Actinopteri, Salmoniformes, Salmonidae. Bases 204 to 1973 code for a protein of 589 amino acids. Gene Ontology annotation, biological process: leukocyte mediated cytotoxicity.